AUGUCACUUUUAAAGCGCAAAGCAACUACUGAUCUUAACGUGAAGCCAAAUAAACUUAUACGACAAGAACUACGUAAUUGCCCAAAAUCAGAGAGCCUAAGUCAUUCUGACGUCAGGUUAUUCAGGAAAAGUAUGUAUGAAGCUAGACGAAAAAUAUUUCCAAAAAUACCAAAAUCUUUAUUCGAAGCAAAAGCUAUGAUUUUUCAAAAUAAAAAAGAUUUCGUUUCAAAUAAUGAACCAUUUUGUUUCAUGGAUUCGGAAAGUAGUGUACCUAUUUUUACAAAUGCUACUAACAUGUCUCUUUUAAAUAGUUCAAAGCAUGUUUUUGCCGAUGGAACUUUUUCGUAUGCACCAAAAUAUUUCCUUCAAAUGUAUACAAUACAUGUAUAUUUGAAUGGAUUUUAUGUGCCAAUUAUAUUUGUUUUUAUGGACUCUAAAACACAAAAAUCGUAUACUGAUGUUUGGUUGAAAAUAAAAGAGUUAUAUUUUAAAUUUCAAGGACAACAAUUGCAAUUGAAAAUGAUACAUUUAGACUUUGAAAAAGCUGCUCACAACGCAGUAUUAGAAGUUUUCGAAAAUUGUCAAGUGGUAGGUUGUCGUUUUCACUUAAGUCAAGCCUGGUUUCGUCAUAUUAAAAAUUGUAAAGAAUUAAAUAAACACUAUACUGGAAAAACAGUUGUGUACCAGUGGCUUCAAAGUUUUUUCGGUCUAAGUUAUUUACCUUCUAAUGAGGUUAAUGUUGGUUUUGUAUCUCUCAUGGCCAAUGCACCACCAAAUGUUGAACAUUUCACGGAUUAUAUAGUAGACACAUUUAUUGAUGAAAAUAGUUUAUUCCCACCUCAUUUUUGGGCAGGUGAGCCAUCUAUGGAUCCUAGGACAACAAACGGACCUGAAGCUUUUCAUAGAGAUUUUAACAGUCAAUUUUAUACUUGCCAUCCUAAUUGUUUUGCAAUAAUAAAUAUUUUGUUAGAAGUUCAAGAAGAAUCGUACCUAAAAAUAGGUAGCAUUAAACGAAAUUUGCAAAACAAAAAAAGAAAAGAAGACAUGGCUAACAUUACAUAUGUAUUAAAGAAAUUUGAGGAAUACAAAGUCGAUAAAGAUGUUGCAAAAUAUUUAUCCCUAAAUGGUCCGAUAUUUACCGGUAAAAACAUUAUAUAA
Molecule: messenger RNA, 1158 nt
Organism: Myzus persicae (green peach aphid)
Lineage: Eukaryota; Metazoa; Arthropoda; Insecta; Hemiptera; Aphididae
Exons: 1
Coding region: 1-1158 (385 amino acids)
Source: RefSeq, a predicted model, not a curated record